Molecule: messenger RNA, 369 nt
Organism: Melampsora larici-populina 98AG31
Lineage: Eukaryota; Fungi; Basidiomycota; Pucciniomycetes; Pucciniales; Melampsoraceae
Exons: 4
Cellular component (GO): nucleosome
Molecular function (GO): DNA binding; structural constituent of chromatin; protein heterodimerization activity
Source: RefSeq, a predicted model, not a curated record
AUGUCUUCCGGUGGUAAAGGUGGCAAAGCCGGUGGUGAAAAAUCUACCUCUCAAUCUCGUUCUGCCAAAGCCGGUCUACAAUUCCCUGUUGGUCGUAUCCACCGACUCUUACGAAAAGGUCACUAUGCUCAACGAGUAGGAGCUGGAGCACCUGUUUACCUCGCCGCUGUUCUUGAGUACCUAGCAGCCGAAAUUCUUGAGUUGGCUGGUAAUGCUGCUCGGGAUAACAAGAAAUCUCGAAUUAUUCCUCGUCACCUUCAACUUGCCAUUCGAAACGAUGAAGAAUUGAACCGACUCCUUGGCCACGUUGUUAUCUCACAGGGUGGUGUUCUUCCUCACAUUCACGGUGAACUCCUACCGGCAAAAUCA